Sinocyclocheilus anshuiensis is the source of this 2979-nucleotide messenger RNA. It is a transcript of the gene nup107, whose product is annotated as nucleoporin 107. Gene Ontology annotation, cellular component: nuclear pore outer ring; nuclear pore. Lineage: Eukaryota; Metazoa; Chordata; Actinopteri; Cypriniformes; Cyprinidae. The transcript is spliced from 25 exons. The record is from RefSeq and is a predicted model, not a curated record. Gene Ontology annotation, molecular function: structural constituent of nuclear pore. Gene Ontology annotation, biological process: protein import into nucleus; post-transcriptional tethering of RNA polymerase II gene DNA at nuclear periphery; mRNA export from nucleus.
CAUGCACAGCUCAGAAGAAGAACGAGCCUCUGAAGUAAAGGCGCAAAAUCCCGUGUGCUAGCAUUACUGGCUAGCAGUUGUGAAUUUACAGAAAACAUGGACUGGAAUCAGACCUGGUUGAGUCCAGUGGUUCGGGACUCUGAGGUGACCCGUGCUGCCCGCAGAAAGAGUUCUCACAAAAAAGUUGCAUUCCCACUGGCACAGGAUGACACUCCUGGCACCAGCACUACCCCUGCUAGACCACUACUGCGCCAAACACCUGGAUCUCUCCUCAAACAAACUUUCACCCCAAGAAGUGCCCUCAGGAACCCAGAUGUGUCGGCCAUCCUCGGGACAGGAAGCAGAACUCCUCGCUUCGUCAACACACCCCGUACCAAAGGCAGUCUGAGCAUGAACUUAGAUGACAGUGAUUGGACAAACAGUCUUUACCUGUCUCCUCUGUCUGGACUGGUGGACACCAGCUUCACUGAGGAUGUCAGCAUGAGCGCUCUCAUGCUAAAGGAAGAUGAUCCCGGAGAGGCUGCUUCUCUCAGUUUGUUUCCUGAAUUUCUGCAGUCAUAUUUGCGUCAUGCGUCCACAGCUGUGUUUGAUCUAUUGGAGGAUUAUGAGGCUCUCUGUCAGGAUAAGGUUAGUAUGUUGCAGAAAAUGGUUCUUCGAUCAGCCCCUGGUCAGCAGAAAUCCUCCAAGACGGUCAGCAUUACCUGGUUGCUGCAGCAAGAGAUGGUGACCUGGAGGCUCAUCACCUCGCUGUACAGAGACAGAGUGCAGACAGUUUUAGAAGAAGACAUCAUGAUGGAUAUAACUAUUCCCACUGAGAAUGAGAAGGCAGUAAUGGAGCAGUUCUUCCAGAAGGACAGUAUGGUGCGACAGAGCCAGCUGGUGGUGGAUUGGUUGGAGAGUAUCGCCAAAGAUGAGAUAGGAGACUUCUCUGAUAACAUUGAAUACUACGCCAAAUCUGUGUACUGGGAGAACACGCUCCACACCCUGAAGCUGAGGAGGAAUCAGUCCAGCAGUGGUUUCAGCAGGCCCCUGGUCACAGAGCUGGACCCCGAUGCUCCCAUCAGACAGAAGAGACCACUGGCAGACCUGGACAGAGAGGACGACUCUCGCCUGCUCAAAAAUCUCUUUAACCUCAUAAGAGCUGGCAUGACUGAUGAGGCUCAGAGGCUGUGUAAGCGCUGUGGUCAAGCCUGGCGUGCUGCCACCUUGGAAGGCUGGAAGCUGUAUCAUGACCCCAACAUCAACGAAGGAGGUGGAGAGCUUCAGUCUGUGGAGGGGAAUCCACAUCGAAGCGUGUGGAAGGUUUGCUGUUGGAGAAUGGCAGAGGAGGUGAGGAAACUCUAGAUCUGUGUCAUUAUAUGAAUAUGUCCUCAUUUCCUGCAGCUGUUACCCGUGUGCGAGUCGUGGGAGGACACGGUGUGGGCAUAUUUCCGGGUGAUGGUGGACACUCUGGUAGAACAGGAGAUCUGUUCUUCCGGUCUGGGCAGUGAAGAGCUGGAGGAGCUGCCCAGAGAGUUCCUGGAGACCAAUUGGACAUUGGAGAAAGUCUUUGAAGAGCUUCAAGCAACAGAAUCCAAAAGGGUUCUGGAUGCAACCAAGGAACAUUACCAUGUGAUUCAGAAGUUUGUCAUUCUUGAAGAUCUUGAUGGUCUUCUGGAGGAGUUUAGUGAUUGGUUAGGAAGAAGUACAGCUUUGCCAGCUCAUCUGUUGCGCUUCAUGUCACAUUUAGUGUUGUUUUAUCGCAGUUUGGGCCUGCAACUCAAGGAGGAGGUGUGUGUAGAUGUCCUAAAGGCCUACAUCUCCCUGUUAGUGAAGGAAAAGCAGGUGGAUCUCAUUGCAUUUUACGUCAGUCACCUCCCUGUUGACAUGUCCGUGCCACAGUACGCUCAGUUCCUGGAGGAAGUCACUGAGACUGAGCAGCGCAAACACUGUCUGGAGCUGGCAACACAAGCAGGUUUGGAUGUGGCAGCGAUCACAAAAACAGUAGUAGAGACCAUCAGAGAGAGAGACACCGAUGAGUUUGCUCACCAUGACCUGACCCCUGCACUGGAUACGGCAACUACAGUGGAGGAUCAGCAGAAGAUUGAUGUCAUUGACUGGCUGGUGUUUGAUCCCGCUCAGAGAGCUGAAGCCCUUAAGCAGAGCAAUGCCAUCAUGAGGAAGUUCUUAGCAUCUAAGAAGCAUGACGCUGCUAAGAUGGUCUUCAACAAAGUGCCUGAAGAUUCCAUGCGGGAAAUCUACCACCAUUGGGAGGAGCAGGGCAUGGACACGCCCCUUCCUGCCGAGGAGGAGAAUGCUAUUCGUGAGCAUCUGUGCAUCCGUGCCUAUCUGGAAGCUCACGAAGCUUUUAACGAGUGGUUCAAGCACAUGAACUGUCCUCCGGUGAAACCCACAGCACCUGCUCAAGCUAAGUUUACAGAGAAGGUGGCCUAUGAGAUGAAAGAAGCAGAGUACAAGAUGGAGUAUGAGAACUGGCAGGGGCGUCUGGGAGCGCUGACAGAGGAUGUGAAGGAGAGGAUUUAUAAUGUGCUGCUGUUUGUAGAUGGAGGUUGGAUGGUGGAUGUCAGAGAGGACGCUGAGGAAGACUCUGAGCGUGCUCAUCAGAUGACUCUGCUGCGGCGUUUGUGUCUGCCCAUGAUGUCGUUCCUUUUGUUAACCGUUCUGCAGCGCACUGAACACCACCAGGAGAGUCUGCGGCUGGCUGACAUCAUCGCCUCUGACCAACACAGAUUAUAUGAGGUUUUUUCUAAAGAGGAGCUGCAGAAGUUUCUCCAGAAGAUGAGGGAAUCCUCUCUACUCUUGCUGGAUAAAGGGCUGGAUCCUCUUGGAUAUGAGAUUCAGCCCUAGACACUGUUUGUUUCCCAUGCUGUUUAUGUCCUCAGAAAAAAAAAAUAAAAGCUUUGUAAUUUUGUAUUUGAAUAAAGAUACUUUUUUUUUUUUGAAUUUGGUAAAUUGUUUAACUGGAGAGGCAUUUUUUAU